GGUACGGCAAUACAAUCACAAAACCACGUAGUAAAGGGAUACAUUUUCCGCUAACACUCUUAAAUUUUAAAUUUGACAUCCGCAACUUAAACCAUCCGAGAGCAGUUGACGAAGAAAACUUGAUUGACAAAGCGUCCACCAUGUCUUCACUUUGUGUUCUGUCUGUGACGUUUGUUGCCAUUUGCCGGUCUUGUACUUUUGAUCAGUCUUGUAAACAAACUUAUAUAUAUGAAGCUGCUACUCUGGAUCCAUGCGCUGCUGCCAAUACAUACAAAGCAUGUGUAACUACAAUGACGUCAACCUGUACAGAUGCACAGAAAGCAGAAGGAGAUUUCAAAAUAGCUAUUGACGAAUCGGACGCCUAUAUAAUAAGCAACUGUAAUGCAGGACCUCCCCCUCUACCACCAGGAGACGGGGGUGCACCAACUAAUUGUUACAGUGCAACAUGUGAAAGCACUUACAUGGCAAAUGUCGCACAGGGGGAUGCGUGUGCGGUAGCAGAGACUUUCGUGAAUUGUGUAGGACAGAUGAAAGCUGCUUGCGGUGCAACUAUUCCGCCAGAGGUUACCACAACCGAAGGAAACGCACAAGCGGCUCAAUCUGAGAAAUGCAGCGGACCUCCGGUGCCACCCCCACUAUCACCAUCAUGUAGUGAUUGUGACUCUUAUAAACCCAUCAUACAAAAUCUAAUGAUGCAGCCUGGUGUCCUACCAUCUACCCACUGUCCUGUCCGAGCAGAUCAUCUAGGGUGUCUACAUAGAUGUGGCGCUCAACAAUCUGUGAUAGAUGCUGUCGCCGCGGAAAAUUUGAUUUUUUGCCAAAAUUAUAUAAAAGAAAAUUGUACGAUAUUAUAUAUGCAUUGUGAUAUUGGCUUACCAGUACUUCAUCUACAAAAUCCAACUUCUGUUUGCGAUUUUUGGUAUAUUUGUGCAGCCGAAGAUUUCAGUCUCUGUGGUGAAAGAUUAAGCUAUAACUAUUCUGCUCAAUGCGACCCAUUAAAACCACCAGUCCCACCACCUCAACCAACCGAUGGGAGCAGCCCACCCCCAGUCCCACCACCUCAACCAACCGAUGGGAGCAGCCCACCCCCAGUUCAAGGACCUCAACCAACCGAUGGGAGCAGCCCUUCACCGGGAGCUCAACCAUCUGUAAAUAACGACAAAAACAGAACGCCAACAUUAGGUCCAGUUAUAGUUGUGAUGAUCACGACCUUGUUAGCGGCCUUCUUCUGUUCAAAACAUUGAUUUAAUAAAUCGAAUACACCAGUAACAAUACACAAAAUGGAUUACAUCUACCCAACCAUUCAGCUUUUAUUGUACCAAACAUGGUUAGACUUUUGAUUCUUGACGAACUUUCACGUCAUAGGAAUCAAACAAUCUUUUUAAAUCGCAGUUCUUAUUUCGUUUUUUUUUUAAUAGUUAAAAUUUUAUUGACAAAGAACAGUUUUUAUUGUUUGGUGUCGGUGAUUAGCUAGUGACAUGACCUGUUUACUUCACCUUUAUUUGCUGUGUGCAUGAAAUUCUGGAAGACACCUUAAGAGUGGAAGAGAACAGCACAAAACAUGAUGAAUUAUGAAUUAUUUGCGUAAUUGUGUCGAGGUUCACCUAUGUGAUCCUAGGCGUGAUCUAUGACACAAGCUGCUCAGAUCUGGGUGGAGUGGAGGCCAUCGAAAGUAUAAAGACGAAAAGUUGAACGCCAUCUAAAACCCCCUCAUUUGCAAUGUAUAACCCUUUUCCAAAUCUAAAACAUUGAAAUUUUAAUCAACGGAAAGCCAAAUCUAAACCUUUGCAAUUUUAAUCAACUGAAAGCCUAAUCAUGUGACAAUGAAGGGGCUGGUCCCCUUUGAUCCUAGGUUAAGGCCUUUGGUCUUGUUCUAGAUUAUAGCAUAUCUAUAAAUUGCUAAAUUGUUGUAAUUCCGUCAGUAAACUGUAAUUGGCUAAAAAUUAUUAUUUCAUUGAUUCCAUGUGUUAAUUUGACUUGCGGGUCGACAAGCUUACAUGGUUACAAAUUUUACGUCUAUAGAUAAAGUCCGUAUUGAGGUAACACAGAUUUUAUGUUCUACUGUCGACACGGUAUCCCAAUAUUUAAACUAAAACUAAUAAACAAGUCUAUUUUAAUUCCGCUUAGUUUGACCUGUUAUUAAUAGAUAUAACACAUCCUCUGAUUAAUUUAUCACAACCACUCAAUUAUGAAAUUUCUUAUUGGUGGCUACUUUAACUGUGUAAUCUAUGCGGGCGUUUAUAUAUUUAUUUUCUUUGAGUGUAAAAUACAUAAUUAAACGGGGGGUUGGAUGGCUGAAUGGUUAGCGUUCGCGCGCUGUAUCAUUAAGUCUGUCAUUGAGUCGACUGGCGUGGUUUCGAAUCCCCAGUUGUACGUGGCAAGGAGUAGGGUCGCCUGUCCAACCUCGUGGGUUUUCUCCGGGACCUCCGGUUUCCUUCCACUGCUAAAGACCCCUACGCGCAAGCGAAUUAUGUAAAUAAAAUUAAACCAUAUGUUAGUCCCGAAAUGACCUAGUUUGUGUCGAGUGGACGUUAAACCCCAUUUCUCCCUCUCUCUCUCUCUCUCUCUCUCACAUAAUUAAACCGAAUCGCUUUGUCUUCGGAAAAUGGCAGAUUAAAUUACAAUGUAUUUAUCAAGAUUUUAAAGCAAUUCUAAAUACAUUUUAUGGAAAAGCUUCGGGUAUACGCUAUUAGAACUAUUGGAUUUUGAAUUUUACACUCACUGUAGGAUUGAUUGGUUGCCAUACCCAGGUUUGAACUAUAAUGACGUUAAACAUUUUAAAAAACUUGUUUAUAUUAAUCAAAUAUAUAUAAUAACAUUUAUUUAUGUUUAAAAUAUAUUUAUUGUUUAAAAUCUCAAUUUUAUUUUUCUUAUCAAAAAUCCCUUUUAUACUAUAUAUUUAUGAAUUUGUUGAAUAAAAUUAUCUGCGGCAGUGA
This is a messenger RNA of Patella vulgata (common limpet), 2936 nucleotides long. RefSeq lists its product as uncharacterized. Lineage: Eukaryota; Metazoa; Mollusca; Gastropoda; Patellidae. The transcript is spliced from 11 exons. The coding region runs from base 141 to 1244 and encodes 367 amino acids. The record is from RefSeq and is a predicted model, not a curated record.